AUGGGGGAGAAGGCGAGCAGCGUAGCGGAGCUGCAGGCGGAGCUGGAGGCGGCGCACGCGCGCGGCGCGGCGCUGUGCGGGGAGGCGCGCCACGCCGUGUGCGCCGUGCGCCACUGGGUGCGCCGCAUGCGCGACAAGCACAGAGAGCAAGCCAACCUAAUAAAAGAAAAGGACGUCAUCUUAGGAGCGCUCCAAGAGAGGCUGGAAGAGAGACAGUGUGACUCGCAGCACACGAGUACGUCGGACAACGGCCCGAGCUGCUCCAAGUGCCUGUCCAGCCGCGACGGACGCAGCUUCUGCAAGUCGGAAGACAUGCAGGAUCAGUGCCGCAGCCCGAGUCUGAGCGAGAUAGCUAGCUGCUCCACUGCUGUGCCCCUUCUACGAAUAAAGAAGCCAUGUUCGAAUAGGCGCUGCAAGGCGUGGCGCUGCGACGCGGGCGUGCAGGAGCCGCUGCGCAGCGAGGCGGGGCAGGACCCGCGCUACCCGCCCUUCCCCUACUGCACGCGCCGGGACGUGCGGGCCGUGCGCGUGCGACGGGACACGCGGGAACUUCGUGAUGUAUCUCCCAAUCCCGAGGAGUUGGCUCUUCGCGUCGAGCAGAUGGCUGAAGCCUUCGCAGACGGGCAAAGACGCUGGACCAGGCCUCACGACUCGCGGUGACUUAAAACUGCGGACGCCCACACUUAUCGUGAUAUCAGAAACUACCUUACUUAAAAGACGAUUUUACUGACUGACAUAGCAACGCUUAGGAGAAAUGUUUCAGUUACCGGAUUAAUUUGAAUCCUAAAACUUGGCUCAGAUGCACUGCUCUCCACUGAUGACACUCACCGUUAACUGGUUUACUGACAGUAUCAUCACAGUAUGAACUUUAAAGUUAGAUUUAACUUUCCAGAAUGGAAGUACACUUCAGGGUGCAUGACUACGUCAGGUAUUCUUGUCUUUUGGUACUUUUAAUUUCCGUCCAGGGCACUUACUGUAAGCUUUUCAGGAGCAACUGUUGCUAUCCAGAUUUGCAUUUUGAUACAAUAACUUUUGAAUACCGAAAGAUUAGACUGCAACUAGAAAUGAAUAAUACAGAAAAAUAAAAUCAAGUUUUCAAUAAAACACUUAUAUCCAGCUCAAGUCACAUAAAGGGUUGCUAGACUGUAAAACCAAAAAGAGUUGCCAGUUUAAGGCAUUUAGUAGAAUUAUUUUAAAGACAUUUUAGUACAUUUAUUAAUUUUAGUAAUAACAGUAUUAUUUACUAGUCUUAUUUAUAGUCAUUGUAUUUAUCAAUAACAAUUUUGUUUUGUUUUAUUGAGUGGUUU
Trichoplusia ni (cabbage looper) is the source of this 1307-nucleotide messenger RNA. RefSeq lists its product as uncharacterized. The transcript has 5 exons. Lineage: Eukaryota; Metazoa; Arthropoda; Insecta; Lepidoptera; Noctuidae. Bases 1 to 660 code for a protein of 219 amino acids. The record is from RefSeq and is a predicted model, not a curated record.